AUGGAUUCAAUGAUGAGCCUGAUCGAGGUGGCUUCCAGCACUGUUGCCAAGCAGUGCGAGGUCAUCACGAGAAUGACGCAUGCCCUCGCCACGCAAGGUGCACUUUCCGCGUCCCAAACGAACGAUCUUUUAGAGAUUCAGAAAACAAUCAGCAAGACAAUCGAAUCCCAGGCAAGCACCGUUCAGCGCUUGGCUGAAAGUCGCGCGGCCAGCAAGUGCGACUUCGGCCGAGCAAUGCCUGUCACGACCUUCCCGCGCUUCAGCCGAAUGCCGCCCGAAAUUCGCAAGUCAGUUUGGGAGAUGACACUACCAGAUGCCCGCGUAUUCGUGCCGUACGAGAACGAUCAAGACCAAAUAGCCCUCCGGCAAGCCUACAAGCCUCCUGCCGUACGAGCUGCUUGCAAAGAAGCUUGGCUCGUCACAGAAGAGAAGGGAAGAUUCGCUUUCGGAUACAAACAUACUCGUACUCAUGGGUUCUGGUUUAAUCCCAGCAAAGACAUUGUAUUCGUUCGAUACGAUGAGGUGUCCGAUGACGUCAAGGAAGCGAUCAAGUCUGCUCGUACUCAGAACAUUGCACUGCAGUGGUAUGAAUUCUUCUCGCAGAGGACCUGCGUUUCUCGAAUGGAGUGGGCCAGGGACUACCUCAAAUGCCGAAAACUCAUCGUCACAAUCCGUCAGCAGGUUAUGAGGAGCGUUGAAGACAUCUACUGUGCGCGGCUCUUCAAAUUGCUUGACCGUGACUAUGUCUUUAUGUCUCAGAACUGGAAGGACGACGAAGAUAACGACGACGAUGAAAAUGACAAUGAAGAUGAGGACGAUGAUGAUGGCGGCCAGCAAUGGGCCACUUGGGCAAAACUGAAGAAAAGGUUGGAGAAGAUUCAGUCCAACCGCCUGGAAAGACAGGACCGUCGUCUCGUUUUUGAAGGCAUGGAGCUUCUGUUCAAUAAGCGAACUUGA
This is a messenger RNA of Colletotrichum chrysophilum, 957 nucleotides long. RefSeq lists its product as uncharacterized. The transcript has 2 exons. Bases 1 to 957 code for a protein of 318 amino acids. Lineage: Eukaryota; Fungi; Ascomycota; Sordariomycetes; Glomerellales; Glomerellaceae. The record is from RefSeq and is a predicted model, not a curated record.